AUGACUUCUCAGCCAAGCAGUCGCAUUCUACCAGACGUUCCGUGUCGAGUUUGUCAAGACCACAGCUCCGGUAAACAUUACGGCAUAUUCUCUUGCGAUGGCUGUGCGGGCUUCUUCAAACGAUCGAUCCGACGACACAGGCAGUACGUAUGUAAAAAUAAGGGCGGUUGCGAGGAAGGACGAUGUAUCGUCGAUAAAACGCAUCGAAACCAAUGCAGGGCUUGUCGGCUUCGAAAAUGCCUAGAAAUCGGCAUGAACAAGGAGGCAGUUCAACAUGAAAGGGGUCCAAGAAAUUCGAGCCUAAGGCGACAGAAUAUGUUACUUGAGCAUCCCAGAUUAGCAUUUUCGCCCGACCUUGGCUCAGACUCAGAUGCAUCGCCGCCAUGCAUGGAGAAGUUACCAGAAGUCGCGGCGCGGGUGUUUUUCCAGCUGAUCACUUGGACACGGUACCAGCUACCGUUCGCGUGUUUGCCUCUUGAAAGACAAAUCGCAACAUUUCAACAGUGUUGGCCAGCUCUGUUUGUGCUAACUUGUGGGGAGCGACCUUUCAUCACAUCUCAGCAAAUUUUGGCUGAAAACACAGAUUUUCUCAAGGAAAAAUCUGAGGUCGCUGAAUGCUUUGAGAAAAUGGAAUCUUUGCGGCUGGACUCACGUGAACAUGCGAUGCUUCGAACAUAUGCUCUAAUGAAAGACACUCCGUCGGCAUAUCAGCUCGGAUUCCAGCUGGCUGCUUAUCAUCAAGUCGUACAUCGAACCGAUCCACUUCGAUUCUUGAAAUGUCUGGACGUACUGUCAAUAUCAGCCGACUCACUGGUGGCGAUCCUUUUCCGUCCAUCCAUCGGCGAAGCUUCCAUGAACAGACUCAUCGCAGACAUUCUGAAUCCGCGCAAGCCUGAAGUUCCGCUUCCAGCACCUCAGGUCCCUGUGACCAAGACUGACUUCUGCGUUGAAGGUUUGCUGGGUAGGACCAGCUCCUCAUCGUCCACUCCCACUCCUGAGGUCUCCGGAAUAAAACAGGACGUCGGUAAUGCUAGUCCUGAAAGUCUGAGUGGGACCGAAGAAGCUUAG
This is a messenger RNA of Cylicocyclus nassatus, 1068 nucleotides long. NCBI's taxonomy places the organism in Eukaryota, Metazoa, Nematoda, Chromadorea, Rhabditida, Strongylidae. The record is from the annotation of a GenBank genome assembly.